Chroicocephalus ridibundus (black-headed gull) is the source of this 7862-nucleotide messenger RNA. It is a transcript of the gene CHIC2, whose product is annotated as cysteine rich hydrophobic domain 2. The record is from RefSeq and is a predicted model, not a curated record. Gene Ontology annotation, cellular component: Golgi-associated vesicle; plasma membrane. Bases 213 to 710 code for a protein of 165 amino acids. The transcript has 6 exons. NCBI's taxonomy places the organism in Eukaryota, Metazoa, Chordata, Aves, Charadriiformes, Laridae.
UCCCUCCCUCCGCGGAGGGUGACGGGCGCUUCCUCGCCCGGAGCCGCCGCAGCCGCUUGGGCCACCGCCGCCGCCGCCGCUCCGCCACCCGACCCGGCACCGGGGCGUCCCCGCCGGCUUCCCGCGGCCGGCCGGCUGGCCCGCCCGCCCCCCCACCGCCUCGUCGCGUCGCCCCGGCUCCUCUUUCUCUCGGCGGCGGCCCGGGCCCGGCCAUGGCGGACUUUGACGAGAUCUACGAGGAGGAGGAGGACGAGGAGCGGGCGCUGGAGGAGCAGCUCCUCAAGUAUUCCCCCGACCCGGUGGUGGUGCGCGGCUCCGGCCAUGUCACCGUGUUUGGACUAAGCAACAAAUUUGAAGCAGAAUUUCCUUCCUCUUUAACUGGGAAGGUUGCACCCGAAGAAUUUAAAGCCAGCAUCAGUAGAGUUAACAGUUGUCUUAAGAAGAACCUUCCAGUUAAUGUACGAUGGCUACUAUGUGGAUGCCUUUGCUGCUGCUGCACUUUAGGUUGUAGUAUGUGGCCAGUUAUCUGCCUCAGUAAAAGAACACGAAGAUCGAUUGAGAAGUUAUUAGAAUGGGAAAACAAUAGGUUAUACCACAAGCUGUGCUUGCAUUGGAGACUAAGCAAAAGGAAAUGUGAAACGAAUAACAUGAUGGAAUAUGUCAUCCUUAUAGAAUUUUUACCAAAGACACCGAUUUUUCGACCGGAUUAGCAUUUGAUUUAUUUAUAGAGACUUAUUCAAGUAUGUUGUCUUUCCAAUGGUGCCUUGCUUGGUGCUCUCCUGGUGGUGACAUAAUGUUGGUUCUACGGAAUCUUGUGGUGUUUUCAUUCUUUUUUGUUUUUUUUGUUUUCUUUUUUAAAAAUAAGAGCAUGUUCUAAGUGCAUUUGGUCAGAGUCUGCAAAGUCAUUUCAUGCAACUGUUAACUACUACUUAAGUUAUUAUUACUUUUACUACUUCUGUUUAUUAAUGUAUCUUGAUUUUCAAAGAGUCUUUUAUAUGUGCGCGCGCGUGUGUGUACAUAUAUAUAUAUUACUAUAAAUACACAGCUGAAAAUGGUAUAUAAGUGAGCAGGUAUUUUUUUAUCCCAAAAUGACACAACUGAUUGACUGUACGUUGUGCGAGUCCUUUUAAUCAUUCAUUUACACGCUGAAGUACCUUCUGAGAUCUUCCUAAACUUUUGUCAGUGACUAGUCAAUUGUAAAUAUUUUUAUUUCUUUUUGGGAUAUUGGCUAGCCUCUUCCAACAAAAGAAGGAGAUAAAGUUCUUUUUGGAAACCAAAUGUCAUUGCGUUAGCAGAAGUCUCUGUGCUUUUCGAAGAAGUCCUGUCAGCUGGUUCUGAAAAAGUUCUUAUUUAAGGAUUAAAAAAAUAAUAAAGGCAGCAAAGUAGUAUUAUUUUACUCAGAGUAGAAGAAUUGCUGAGAGAAUUGCAUGCAUCUGGUUAGUAGAACUCAAGAUCACAAAAAUAUAUUAGUAUUGCAGUUUAUAAUCUAGCUGUUUUAAUUCAAGCUAAUGCCAUCUAUCAGCUUUAUUCCUACUGUUUACCAGAUCGUGUACACAGGGGUGCAGAAGGAUUUGUUUUACUAAAACUUACUGUCCAAGAGGACCUUUCAGGGGCUUUUUUAUUUGUUUGGGUUUUUUUCUUGUUGUUGUUUUAAAGCCACAUAAGCAGAAAAAAAGUUAUUGAAGAAAUCUUGAACAGUACAGUUCCAGAUGCAAAUGCAGAUGCCAUGUAUUAAAAAUAAUUAAAGCAGGGUACACCGGGCAACAGUGUAAGUUUAAAUGUGUUAGAUAAUUAUUUAUUGCACCCUUGCUUCUGCUCAUUUUGGUUUACAAAGCUUGUUUUCUGCACAAGUAUAAGACUUUUUUUUUUAACUGGAUAUAUGAUAUAUGCUUGGGUCAGGCCAGUUGUGUUUUGUUUCUUCUACUUAUAUCUUAGUUGUACAUAUCUUCACACAUAGUUGUCUGGGUUUUUUUAAUUGCAACUCAGUCAUAUUUUUAAAUUUGCUUUAGGUAUCUAAAAUUACUGUACAUGAACAUUUAAUGUAAGUUAAGAAUAUGUUCCUUGUACAAUUAUGGUAGCAAGCAAUAAUGUGAAUAUAUGAAAAACCAGAUAUACUCUGCUUAAUAUUUGUAUGAAUGAAAAGUUGAUACCACUACAAGAAUAAUCUUCUCUUUCUAAUCUUUUAAAUACAAGUUUUAUUUCAAGGUAAUAUAAUACAGGUACCUUGAUGCUGUGAACUAUUUUUCUAUGUCUUCAAAAUAUUUAUUCUCUGUAAAAUAUUCUCUAGCGAGUAUUAUAUUCUUAAAUUGUUGAUAGUGGGAGUGGUCUAGAAAGUUUUAAGUUUUCUUAAAUCUAAGCCUUCUGUAUCUGUUCCCAAAACUCAUCCUUUGCUCAGCUUUUGUCCGUGGAUUCCUGCUGUUUAUUUUGAAAAUAGCUCAGCUAUGCUUUUCAUACAAGCCUACAAGUGUGUUUCUUUGACUUGAAAGAAGAUUAUUUUUAAUUAACAAAUACCAGUUUUGUGCUGCCCCAGUCUUCUGGGUCCCAUGGUGGUUUCUCUCCAAAGUUAACUGGUUAUAAAUUAAAAAAAAAAAAAAAAAAAACACAACAAUUUCAGCCUCUUCUCUAGUACAAAUCUGGUUCUGCAGCACUCCCCCUCUCACUCAAAAGUAUUAGUUAUAAUCUCGGACCAGUUUCAGGCUGUGUGGGAGGCCAGAAGCCCAACACUGAUGGCAGCUGAGGUUGUGGAGGUUGGGGGUACAGGGGGGAGGCUGGAAUUGGAGAGAAAUGAUAACUGGUGAUAAAUACUGAUGACUGGAAAUAUAUGUUGAUUUCUUCAAGAGUCAGGUUUAAAUGAAAUUAAUAUCGAAUCAUACGAGGCCUAGAUUUUUACUACCAAAAUUCUCCGUUGACUGUAUAGAUAGGCUUGUGUCACGGAUGCAUUUUUCCACUGGUAGUUUGUUAGUGUCGAGGGAUAGAUUGGACGUGGUUUGCAAUAGGUUCAAAGCAGCACCGCAUUCAGCGUGAGCCACCUGCCUUAGCUUACUACCCAAACUUCCCGUGCUACGCUCUGUGACACCACGACUACCUUGCCAGCAGCACCCAAACCUACCUACAGUAAAGCUAAUUUGAGUGCGAUGUGUGCUAAAACCAGAGCAGUGAAUAGAGUGGGGUUGACAGGUUUAGAAAGAGUAUCUCAUUAGUAAAGCUUCUACGUAAGCAGUAGUGCUGGUUAAGAUCCUCUCUACUUCUAGGUGCAUCUGCGUCUACUUAGCUAGCAGGCAUUUCUGUAUUUUAAUUACGACUCUCUCUCUAAAAAUUCUAGUAUAGGGGUCUGAAGUAGAAUUCUGAGCAAAUAAAAAGUUAAAUCCAUUAGUAAGGAGACCAGACUAAUUGCCUUUUAAAGCAUUUCUGAUACUUUGUUAAAGCAGUAUCUCUGGCUUAAAAUGCAACCAGGAGACUUGACAAACUGCGUUUAUAUAUAAAUGAGUCUUGCUGAAAAGUUCUCUUCCCUUGAUGAAGCAGUACACUCACCUAGUUUGAAUGUUAUAAGGCAUUUUCAUACAAUCCCUUUCAAUUCAUUAAUUACAAUGAUAGAAAUUUAACAUGUCAGGAACUUUAAUCAACUAUUUAAUGCCUGAAGCAGUCAUCAGGAUUUUCCUUUGAUGUUGUUUCUAAAAUACUGAAUCUAUUUAUUUUGUGUGCUAGUGGGAAGACAUCCAUUACCUCCUUUUUGUCUAAUUGGCAAAGGAUGAAGUGGCAACAGUUUGAGCAGGCCAGAAGCUGUAGUCGGAGUUCAGUACUUCGCUAAAAUAAAUGUUACAUUGUACUAAUCUGUUCAGCCCCUUGCAACUCAGCAGUCCCUCCAAAUUAUCUUAUCUAUUUCCCAUUUCCUCGAAUAGUAAGAGUUAGGUACCUGCUUGAUAUUCAUCAUUUAACAAAUGCUUCACCUUUAGCCUGAAAAACUAAUGGUAAAGGCAUUAAUGACUCCCUGUGAAGGCUAAUUAGUAUUUUUAGGUAUAGUGGUCUUUAACUGGCCAGUAAAGAUUUCUUUAUUACUGUAAUAUAAUCAAAAUUAAUUAUUUUUCACCUUUUUAGUGAUAGGUAGAAAUUAGUCUUGAGGGGAGAAAGCUUUCUGUCUGACCUUACAGGAAGAAUUCUGUAGAGAUCAGAUGUCAUUGAAUAGCUAGGAUUUGAAGUUUUUACUGGGAUUGGCAAACUUCACCAGAAAUUAAAAUGUUUGUGAAGAUAAGUUACACAAAGUCAGUAAAUUUUUUGUGAUAGCUCAGUAAAAGUAAUUUUCAUAAGCUAUGCAUGCAAAUCCAGAAAUGUCCAUGGCAAAUCUAAAAUUUCCCAUGAUACUCCCAAAUAGAGUGAUUGUAAAAACUUUUUACAGUACUUUGAUGUAAAUUAUAAUCUCUGAAUCGAUUUGUUAAAUGAUACUUUUUUUGUAAAUCUUGAGACCAUGGCAUUUAAAUGUAAUAUUCUCUCUGAGAUAUAUGCUUACUUAAAAGUCAGGGUUUUUUUUCCUAAAAGUCAUGAUUUAGCCCUGAAGGUUUUAGAAGAGGAGCUUUAAAAUGCAAUCUGUAACUGCUCAGAAGCCAGAAGGCAAAGAAAAAGAACUUGUCUUUAUUCCCUUCCCUCCACUCCCCCCCACCCCAAAGUCUUAAUUUUAAAUCGGUCCCCUUGUUUUGGGAGCCCUAGCUUAUGGUUUUUGAGCAGCUGGCAAUAAUGCAAAUUGUCUACCGAAAAAAAACCCAUUUGAAUUCUGAACAAUUUAAAGAGAUCAUUUUAAUUGAAGAGGCAAAAGACUUGUUAAGCAAAGAAAAUCCCUGGUUCUUUUAAGUUCUCCCAGCACUGCUGUUGAGUAAUUAAAAGAAGGAUCAUGAUGACCCUACAUUAGGUCAAAAUCCAGAUGAUUUUAUGUAAAGGAAAUGCUCAAUUAGAGAGGUCUCGGAGCCCCAAAUGUCUUGGAUUUAUAGUAGUGACUUAUUAAGGGUAAGUGGGGCUGGCUAGUUUUGUGUCCGUGACUAAAAUCAUUUAUGUUGCUCGUCAGCAACCUUGCUUAUGAAAAGAAAGCAUUUUAGAAAUAAGAUCUGUAUUCACCGCUAAUUUGCUGUAAUUUCUGUGCUGCUUCUCCCUAUAGCCACGUUGCAUUUCCAUCACAAACAGCUAAGUGUAUGAUCGUUAUAAUGCCUUUAAUAGCCAUAUUGUAGGUAGAAAUAUUAACUUCUCAGGGACUAAUAGGAAAUAUGAAAAUGGAGUUAACGAGCUGAAUGCCUAUCUGCAUGAAGGCUUACUUUGCAAACGGCACCCUAGAAAACUUCUGAUUGUAAUAUGCAUGACCAUUAUGAAUGUUAUCAAUAUACAGCUAUGAGAGCUCCCUUUACCCUGUAUUAUUAGGCUGCUGAAUGUCAAAGUAUGUUCGGUAAGGAUAAAUGAAGUUUUUUGCUAAUUUGGGUAGAGUCGUUAUUUCUAAUGGUGCUAACCUUCUGAAUUCCUGUGUUUAUGCUUUGUAAAGUUCUCUCCGUAGGCUGGGUAAAUCAGGGCAUACUGGUGUAAUGAGGAAACGUAUCAUUCUUCUUAAGGGAGUGGGAAAGUCUCAAGGGGAGUACUCUAGAAACAAAAACUUUCACUGCUGAAAACAUCAUGCAUUUAUUCUUCGUUAGUUACAGAUCUCCAUUUGGGUUGUUUUGUUGGUAACGGUAUUUCACAGUUCAUUAAUUUUUGAACUUCGUUUUUUUGCACACUGAUGUUUCAGUCAGCGUGGGCUGAAUUAGAGACUAUUUUUGAAAAUUAAAAAAAAAAGAGUCCUUGUAUGAAACUUCAUAUGCUGACACUUGUUGUGCUGGUGUGUGUAUCUCCACCACGUGACACCUGGGUAAUACCUCUUUUAUAAACUAUAUUUUAUCAUUUUCGUGGAAGAUAGCGUUUAAAAAAAUUCUGCUUUAACUCAUUAGUAUUUCAUUAAAAUUUAUUUUCUUAAAAAAAAGAUUCGUAAAUACUUGACUCCUCAGAAUGCAACAGACCAUUAGGAAAGCUUUAGUGAGGCAAAGGAUGAAACAUAGGAAUUAGGAGAAGCAAAACCCCAAAGACUGAACUUGAGGAUUAGAUUUGGAAUUAUCCAAAUGUGAUGGAAAAUAGUUUUGAACUGUAUGAAAUGGUAUUGAACAAUGAAAGUUAAGUAAAAGCUAGCAAUCCGUUUCAGUAGUUAUGUAGACUGUCUUAAUUUCUGUUACAUUGUUAUUUUAACAAGUGUGGUGUUAAUUUAUUUUGGUUGUGCCCUGAUGCAUAGACAACUCUGCUGUUAUGCAGGUUUGGAGGUAAGCUUCCUUCUAAACUCAGCAUCUCUUAGUUUAAAAUAUCCAGACCAAAACGGAAUUGCUGAUGAGAGCUCCGCAGCGAGUACAGAACAGUUUUUUCCUAAGCUGGAGCCUGUAAUGUAUGGCUGAUUGUUUCCAAAGAAAAGUCUUGACUUGUCCCGGCAGCUCCUGUCAUGUGACAGUUUAUCUAAGGCCCAGGAGUAGGAUCCAGUUAGGAUAAUUUAAGUUCAGGUAAGUAAGAUAGACGUUUGUAGUUAGUUGUAGCUUUUAUGGAGAAGGGGAACCAUUGACAAAUGCUCACUUUUGCAGGGCAGAUCAGUAGAUUUUAUAAUGUUUAUUGAAACAUGCGCUUUUUUCCCUGCUUGUUUUAACUUCAUCAUUGGAAGUUACUUUUCCUCAUGUUGAAAACUAGACUGGGUAGUUAGCUGAAGAUUUUUUUUUCUGUUACAGUGUUUUAGGUUUUUCUUUUUUUAAAUCAUGUUUAGAAACUUUUCAGAAAGUCAGAUAACCUGAUGCAAUAUAACUAAUAUUUUUAGAGGCUCUAUACUUAAACUGAUUUCCUCGUACCGGUACAAAUAUCUCACUCAUCCACUCUAAAUGGUUAUCUCUGAUCCUUCUGUGCUUGCAACAGGCUUUCCAACUUGCGAGGAUAUGCAGUGUGCAUACUUGUUAAUAUUGUCAGUGAGUGGUUUGGUUCAGUGAGAUAAUGAGGAAUGCAGAGUAGUUCCUAAUCUGAAAAGUGUAACUCGGUUUCUUGUUUCCAUAGAAGACUGAAUAUGGCGAUCGGGGUAUGAAACUAAUUCCCAACAUAAAUUUGAAGUAGAGCAGUAAACUACAAAACAGUGCCUAAAUGUUGUGUGCUAAAUUAGCCCUGUGUAAUUCAUGUUGCUUUAAGAGAAUUUGCAGAGAAUUGCAUCGGCUUGUAUGUGCUUAGGAAAAAAAACCUGUUAAACAUGCAAAGCAGUAAUGGUAAAUAAGUCACUGAAGGGGUGUUAUCUUUCAAGAAGGCAAGCUUAAAAAACAAUAUUUUGGACUAUUAUAAAUCUAUUUCAGGCAGAAAAUGCAUAAGCAAUAAUUUAAUCUGGAACUGGAUAUUGAGGAAGCUGCUAUUUAUAGAGAGACUUGAUGGUAACUUUGCCUAUUGGGCAACUCCUCUCAUACAGAGUUUAGAAGAUAGGGUUGCUGUGAUUUCCACUAUUGUAACAUUCCUCUUCAAAUAUUUGAAGUCCGGGUGAGAGACUGAAAGCUUGGAGGCCAGUACUGUGUUCACAGGGCGCACGGCUUUGGGAGGAGAAGAUAGGAAGAAAAGAACUUUUUUUUUUAAGGCUGCACAAUUGUAUAUAUGCAUAUUUAAGAGUAUUUAACCAUGUCUGCUAAAUUACUGAAGUUAAUCUAUUGUUGAAUUAUAGAAUAUUAUUUAAUACAUCAGCAUUGUUUUUUCCUGACCUGACCCAGAAUUGGAAUGGACUCCAAUAUAAAUUUUUUUAAAGCAUUUCCUAAGUUGUAUGUAUUAUAAACUAAUAAAAUAAUUGUUAACCUAUC